AUGGUCUCAGAACUCUGCCCCGUCUAUGCGCCCUUCUUCGGUGCGCUGGGUUGCGCCUCCGCUAUCAUCUUCACCUGCUUCGGAGCCGCCUAUGGUACUGCCAAGGCUGGUGUCGGUGUUUGUGGAAUGGCUGUCCUCAGACCUGACCUGAUUGUCAAGAACAUCGUCCCCAUUGUCAUGGCUGGUAUCAUUGGUAUCUACGGGUUGGUCGUAUCGGUCUUGAUUGCAAACGAUUUGGGUCAGAAGGUUUCAUUGUACACUGGAUUCAUUCAGCUCGGGGCUGGUCUCUCUGUCGGUCUGGCUGGUAUGGCAGCUGGGUUUGCCAUUGGUAUUGUCGGUGAUGCAGGUGUUCGUGGCACGGCUCAGCAGCCUAGACUCUAUGUCGGAAUGAUUUUGAUUCUCAUUUUCGCUGAAGUCUUAGGUCUGUACGGUCUGAUUGUCGCCCUUCUGAUGAACUCCCGCUCAAGAAUCGACGCCACCUGCUAA
Aspergillus ruber CBS 135680 is the source of this 486-nucleotide messenger RNA. Its product is annotated as H(+)-transporting V0 sector ATPase subunit c. The transcript has 6 exons. Gene Ontology annotation, cellular component: proton-transporting V-type ATPase, V0 domain. Gene Ontology annotation, molecular function: proton-transporting ATPase activity, rotational mechanism. NCBI's taxonomy places the organism in Eukaryota, Fungi, Ascomycota, Eurotiomycetes, Eurotiales, Aspergillaceae. Gene Ontology annotation, biological process: proton transmembrane transport. The coding region runs from base 1 to 486 and encodes 161 amino acids. The record is from RefSeq and is a predicted model, not a curated record.